AUGGCAGAAUACCAGCAGGGAAGACCUAACGGCGGUCGCCCCAGCGACUAUGGCCAUGCGUCAAAUUACCAGCGAGAUGCCGCCUUUUCAAACAUAUUUGGGUCUGCCCCGCCUGGAAGAUCUCAGACGAUGAAUUCCUCGAUAGCUCCUCCUUCGAACGGCAUAAAUGGACGAACGCAGACGAUGGGAUCUUCAGCAGGAAUCCCAACCCAGGCCGGCAUGCAACGACAACCUCCCCCACGUGUGCCACAACAAGGCGGAUAUCCUUCGACUUCUGCUCCCAUGAUGCAAAACGGCGGAGGCAUGUCAAAUGGAUAUCACCAAGGCCCUCGACCACAACAGUCGGGACAGGUUCCAUCUCAGCCGCAGCCUCAAUACUUGCCUCAGCAGACUCGUCCCGAUCGUCGACCAUAUCCAGGACCUCAGAGGGUCGAUCCGCGCGGGCUGCCUCAGCAACAGCAACAAUACCCUUCGAGGGGACCCCAACCACAACAGCGAUAUCAGGGUCCACCUGCUCUCAGUUCGGAUCCGUAUCGCUCACAAUCUAUGGCUAGCAUCCAACGACCAAAUAUGUAUCAACCUCCUCCAAACACUUUUAACCCGGCUCCUGUGAACGCAUUUAGACAGCCCCCAUAUCAGGGGCAGGCCUCGAGAACAACAGCACAAGGACGGAUAGUUCCAGAGAGACAAGACGAGCGAACGAUGUCUCUAACGAGCUAUACACCAGAUCGUGACCAGCAUCAAACUAUGAGUGGCAGGGUUAUACCUAACAGGCGGAUCUCGUCUGGGCCCCAAGACCCUCAACCUUUUGCUCUCGGCCCCCGUAGUCCUGGCACUGCUACACGAACCACGAGUAUGGCGUCUAGUAUGGCAUCUACCAACGUUGGCGAUAUGAGCCGCUCAAUGUCGAUGGCAUCGACCAUCAUUUCACCGUCCGAACGAACUGACUCGCUUCAACAUCGUCCUUCAGUGGCCAAGUCUGUUAGCAGUGGAACAGGUGGUGGCAGACAAAAGUCGCCAUUGGUGUACCCUGCCCUGCUCUCCCGUGUUGCAGAAUGUUUUAGAGAUAAGGUGACGGUUGGAGAUCGUACGAAGAAUGGGUUGGCAUAUAAAAAUGCGUUCAGUGGAGCAGAUGCUGUUGAUGUGAUCUCCUACAUCAUUAAGACGACCGAUAGGAAUCUAGCUUUGCUGUUGGGAAGAGCUUUGGAUGCUCAGAAAUUCUUUCACGAUGUCACAUAUGAUCACCGACUUCGUGAUUCCGCGGUCGAAAUGUACCAAUUCCGAGAAACAAUGAUGGACGAACCACAUGAAGUACCAGAAGUGAACGGGGUUUUUGUCUUGUUGACUGAGUGUUAUUCCCCAACUUGUACCAGAGACCAGUUAUGCUACUCGAUCGCAUGCCCACGAAGAUUAGAACAGCAGUCACGUCUGAACCUUAAGCCACAACCUGGUCUACGGCGUGAGAAGUCAGAAGCGAGUUUACAUGAUGUUGAUGAACCGGACGAACAGAAACUCUGGAUCAAUACUGUUUCCCAAGAGAUUGCUGACAGUAUUGAUGAGAGGGAGAAGAAGCGACAAGAGGUUAUUUCAGAGAUCAUGUACACGGAGCGAGAUUUCGUGAAGGAUCUGGAGUACUUGCGAGAUUUCUGGAUUCUUCCUCUACGCUCUUCAAACGCUGCCACACCGUCGCCAAUACCAGAAUCACGUAAGGAAAAGACGGUCAGGACCAUAUUCUCGAAUAUUAUCGACACCCCCAGCAUUCACGGUGUUAGCUCUAAGUUCGCAGAAGCUCUCACUGAGCGACAGAAAAAACAUCCAGUUGUCAGGUCUGUUGGUGACAUAUUCUUGGAAUACGUACCACAAUUCGAACCUUUCAUCGUGUAUGGUUCCAACCAAUUGGCUGGAAAGUUUGAGUUUGAGAACGAACGGUCACUUAAUCCCUUUUUUUCCAAGUUCGUCGACGAAACAGAGAGGCGGAAAGAAUCUAGGAAGCUCGAGUUGAACGGAUACUUGACAAAGCCAACUACGAGAUUAGCUCGUUAUCCUCUGCUUUUAGAGAACGUACUGAAGUAUACAGAGGCAGGAAACCCGGACAAGGACGAUAUUCCUGUGGCAAUGAAGAUGAUCAGAGAUCUUUUGACGAGAGUAAAUGCUGAGUCUGGUAAGGCAGAAAACCGCUUCAACCUCAAACGUCUUCAUGAGCAGCUUCGUUUCAGACCGAAUGAGAGGGUGGACUUGAAGCUUACCGACGAGAAGCGAGAGCUUGUAUUCAAAGGAACGCUUAAGAAGUCACCAACAGACCCAUCCGACAUCCAAGCAUACCUGUUUGAUCACGCCAUGUUGCUUGUUCGUGUUAAGAUGAUUGGGAAGAAGGAGGAAGUGAAGGUUUAUCGAAGACCCAUACCUUUGGAGCUGCUCUCCAUUCGUGAGAUGGACGAGGUCAUACCAAAGUUGGGUGUUGUCAAAAGACCCUCUUCUAGUUUAAUUCCCGGAAGCAAAACUGGCGCGAACGAUGGCGCCAGAAAGGAAGGGUUUCCAAUCACAUUUCGUCAUAUCGGUAAAGGAGGUUAUGAGUUGACACUUUACGCAAACACCGCUGGCUCGAGGAACAAAUGGAUGGAGCAUAUUGGAGAGCAACAAUCGAUUCUUCGGAGGCGCGGAGAUUUCUACAAUCGUUCUAUCAUGUCAAGCGGGUUCUUCUCCGCUGCCAACCGAGUUAACUGUGUUGCACCAUUUGACGGUGGCCGCAAAUUGAUUUACGGUACCGAUUCGGGGAUAUUUGUGUCUGACCGCAGGGCCAAAGACCAAGCUGCGAAGCCUGUCCGCGUUCUGGAUGCUACGUCGGUCACACAAAUCGAUGUCCUCGAAGAAUACCAACUUCUGUUGGUACUAUCGCAGAAGUCAUUGCUCUCCUACCCCCUAUCAGCCUUGAAUCCAAACGAACCCGCACUCUCAAAGAGGCCGAAGAAGAUCCAGAGUCAUUGCAACUUUUUCCGGACAGGUAUAUGCUUGGGUCGUCAUCUGGUAUGCUGCGUCAAGUCCUCGGCGCUCUCCACCACAAUUAAGGUCUUCGAACCGAAUGAUGCAAUGUCCAAGGGCAAAAAGCAGAAGGGAUUCAAGAUGUUCAACAGCGGGCAGGACGAACUAAAAGCCUUCAAAGAAUUCUACAUCCCAACAGAAUCUUCCUCGAUACACUUCCUCAAAUCCAAACUGUGUGUGGCUUGUGCGAGAGGAUUCGAAGUGGUCUCGCUGGAAACUCUGGAAACUCAAUCUCUGCUUGACCAAGCUGACACAUCUCUGGAUUUUGUGGCCCGCAAAGAAAAUGUUAGGCCAAUCCAUAUUGAGCGACUCAAUGGAGAGUUCUUACUCAACUAUUCUGAAUUUUCAUUCUUCGUCAACCGUAACGGUUGGCGAGCAAGGCCUGAUUGGAGGAUUGAUUGGGAAGGGCAGCCUCAGAGCUUUGCUCUCUCAUAUCCUUGGAUUCUUGCGUUCGAAGCUAAUUUUAUUGAAAUCCGUAAUAUCGACACCAACGCGGUUCACAUCGUACCGCACAAAAAUAUCCGCAUGCUUCACACAAGCACACGCGAGAUAAUUUACGCUUAUGAAGACGAACGUGGGGAAGAUGUCGUAGCCGCUAUCGACUUUUGGCCACAGGGGCGACGGCCAGAUCAUCAAGCAAUCGAAAACAAUCAGAGCUCAUCCCAGCAUCCUUCAACUUCCUCGCGGCAUUAG
This is a messenger RNA of Glarea lozoyensis ATCC 20868, 3732 nucleotides long. Its product is annotated as DBL homology (DH-domain). The record is from RefSeq and is a predicted model, not a curated record. Lineage: Eukaryota; Fungi; Ascomycota; Leotiomycetes; Helotiales; Helotiaceae. Gene Ontology annotation, biological process: intracellular signal transduction. Bases 1 to 3732 code for a protein of 1243 amino acids. Gene Ontology annotation, molecular function: guanyl-nucleotide exchange factor activity. The transcript is spliced from 3 exons.